CAAAAAACGAACGGUGGCCACACAACGUUGGCGCUUAAAUCCAUACCGCCUCGACACCCCAGCUCAUCUACAUACUCGCCGUGACUUGGCUGCAAAUCCACUUCGAAAAACGUCGUAACAUGUCUGCAAAGACGGCCGGGACGCUGCCAGAUGGGCCGGAUUACCUCCAUCUCCUCCUGAUCCUCUACGGGUCGGCGAAGGGCGACUCCUCAUCCGACGAUCGCUUUGGUCAAGACCAGAGGCGCGCCGAGGUCGAUAUUCGUCUCAAGCUGCCCCGCGCAGGCAUGCGCCCGCCAGAGAUCGAUAGCUAUGCGCGCGAGUUUGUCGGGCUCAACUACGCCAGCAUCAAGCACACGCAGAAGUGGCACUGCGAGUUCUGCGACAAACCAGCGCGGAUGUCCCAGCAGGACGCGGCGAGCUGGUCGCACCUCAAGCCGCCCCGCUCGAACCUCUACUUCCACUUCGUCUGCGACCCCAGCACGGGCCCGUGCGCCGCGCAGCUGCGUUCAGCGCACAUCCAGAUGGCAAGCAUGACCGGCCGUCCGCCGCAGCCGCCUGGCCCGCGCGAGAACCCGCUCGACUUCCCGCCCAUGGCCGUCUGCGCUGGGUGCCAGCGCGAGGAAACGGUGGACGUGCCCACGAAAAAGUGUAGUGGGUGUGAUUUGACGAGGUCGGUGGAUGAUUUUAAGAACCACUGGCGCGAGCAUAAGGCGUUCUGCAAGACGCCGAAGACGGUCAAGUGGGUGUGGCCGUAGAGAGUGGGUCCUCAUGCUGCAGGGUUGCCGCGCUCUCUGCGGCGCGGUCUAUGGACUAUUCAAAACGUCGCGGAAGCUUGAGGUAGUCCAAUACAG
This is a messenger RNA of Fomitopsis serialis, 851 nucleotides long. RefSeq lists its product as uncharacterized. The coding region runs from base 120 to 755 and encodes 211 amino acids. The transcript has 4 exons. The record is from RefSeq and is a predicted model, not a curated record. NCBI's taxonomy places the organism in Eukaryota, Fungi, Basidiomycota, Agaricomycetes, Polyporales, Fomitopsidaceae.